Messenger RNA from Pelodiscus sinensis (Chinese soft-shelled turtle), 1683 nucleotides. Lineage: Eukaryota; Metazoa; Chordata; Testudines; Trionychidae. The record is from RefSeq and is a predicted model, not a curated record.
CCCCUCCCCCAAGCGGGCUCAGUGCAGACGCGGUCCGAGCGCUGUGUGUGGACGGAACCUGGUCCCAGCAGAGCGAAUCCCCCGGACUAGCCAGGCAUCCCUCGGUGGCAUAAACACUUUGUCCCGAGGGGGCAGCGGGCGGGCAUGAAGUGCCCUAAGUGCAACUACGUGUCUCAAGAUGCUUCUCCCAACUUCUGCAGCCACUGUGGGUUGCAACUGGCCCCGCCCAUCAGCACACAAGUACAGGACAGAGGAGGCGAAGAUGUAACGCCCGUUCCUGUGCCUGAGGGGGACGUGGAUGGUGGCAGAGAACUCAAGGUAGAUGGUGCCCCCUCGGUGCCAGCCGCUGAUGGACAACCACUGCCCGAAGGGGCGCAGGGGAAGCCAGGAGAGUUGCUGUCAGAGAGCCUGGGGAGUCAGACGGGUGCGUCAAAGAAGAAACAGACAGCAAACGCUGCAAGUGGUGCAGUCUGGAGGGAGUUGGAGGAUGCUAAUCCCCUUUCCAGAAAGAGGAGAAAGGAGAAACCAGUCCCAUUUGAGGAGAGCAGCCCAUCUCCUACCAGCCCGUCGCAGGUAGUUCUCGUGUAGUUCCUCAGCCCGGGGCAGCCUAAGCAAGCGCCUUGCCCUGAAGCCCCAGUUACUCGCACAGGUGUCUGGUCUGGGUCAACCGCUGGAUGGCAGCCUGAAGGGAGCAAACUCGAAAACUGCGCGUAGCAGUUUCCUGAAUGGUUCCUGCCUGAAGCUCUGGGCAGAGGAAAUGUCUGUGAUUCCCGGCUGUCCGUCGUUCUGGUUGUGGAACCCAGACUCUGCUCAGGCUCUGUGCUAGCAAACGAGGCGGACGGGUUUGCUGUUUCUCUCCUUCCCUCACAUCCCUCUAACUCCGUCCCUCCUCCAGCUUAACAUUGUGCUUCGCAGGAGCUGUGCGUGUGUGUUCACUGCCCUUCGCUAGGGCUUGUGCUUAGUUCCCUGUGAUCUCGCCGGGUGCUCACUGGAGAGACAGACGCAUGAGGUGGGAAGAGUCCCUUUGUUUUUCUUCCUGCCUGCCUGAGUUGUAAACCAGCGAACAGGCCCACGGAGAAGAUGGGGAAAGGGAGCAACUGCUCUGGGACCUGCCAAUUCAAAAGGGCCCGGGGCUCUGACUGCCUCCAGUCUGCUCUGGACCCUUUAAAUUGCUCCUGGAGCCCCGCACAGUGUGCUCCAGGCACUGAGUCAGCACUGAGGGCUGCCUGGAGGAGGUACCGGUGGGGUGUGCUCCUGGCACCCUGGAAGGGCUGGCUGCAGGAAACUAGUUCCACCCCUUCUGCUGGAAGUCCCGCCCCUUCCAGGGGCACUGAGCAGGUCUUCCCGCCUUGCCCAGGGGCCCAGUGAGUAGCUCAGCCCCACUGCCAGCAAACACGGCGACUCCAGCCUGAGCUCGACAAUUUUGCCUGGCAGUUGGGUGAGGAAGGAAACCAAUUUGUUUUGGAAGAGGUCAUCGGAGGCUUCUUAGCCAGGAGGAGGCUGGCUUCAAGGAAACUCGCAGCUCCCAUUCUCUUGCUUUCAGCCAGUGCGUCCCUUCCAGUGCUCCAAGCCCCCACGGCCUGUCAUCUCACCAGAUGUGUGGCCGCGUGUUGUGACACUGACCCUUUCUAUUUCCUGUGCUCAGUCAGGGGCAUUGAGCAGAAUGUGUAGAAGUUGUUUGUU